Juglans microcarpa x Juglans regia is the source of this 940-nucleotide messenger RNA. Its product is annotated as FCS-Like Zinc finger 2-like. Lineage: Eukaryota; Viridiplantae; Streptophyta; Magnoliopsida; Fagales; Juglandaceae. The record is from RefSeq and is a predicted model, not a curated record. Bases 220 to 714 code for a protein of 164 amino acids. The transcript is spliced from 2 exons.
UUUUGAGCCAAUGGAUUCUCUUGCACGGAUUCCUGAAACCUGCCGUUGUUUAUUGCUCUCUCCCUCUCUUCGCUAACUUCUUUAUAUGUCGUCACAUCCCAUUUUUCCAUCCGCAAUUCGCAUCACUCUCUCUCGUCUCUCCCCUCUCUCUCUCUGUCUCUCUCUGCAGUUUGUUCAUCUCAGAUUUACAUUUGAGGACAUAAGACAUUUGUUAGUCUCAUGGACUCUGCUAUUUCUACGAGAAGGCCAUGUUUUGUCGAGGGAGAUGAUGGGUUGGCCUCUUUGGCAGACAUGGAAGCUGGCUUCUCUGGAACCCAGCACCACAGACAACCUUUCUUGUCUAGGUUGUGUUACAGCGCUCCUAGUAAUGGUAAUACGAGGAGUAGUUUCCGAAGCGCAUCGGUUUUGUCUCCGAGAUCUGGGAGGUUCUAUGAUGCAAGAUUCGAAGAGCACCGGCCCCAUUUCUUGGAAGCCUGUUUUCUCUGCAAGAAACCACUUGGGAAUAACAAAGACAUCUUCAUGUACAGAGGGGACACACCAUUCUGUAGUGAAGACUGCAGACAAGAGCAAAUAGAAUUAGAUGAAGCCAAUGAGAAUAACCAGAAUCUCUCCUCUUCUAUGAAGGCGUUGAGGAAAAAGCAGCAGAGAGAAUCCACCUCCCCAAACGAAACCCAGGACUACCCUUUCCGAUCAAGCACUAUAGCUGCCGCUUAAAUAUAUUUAUGUAUACAUAAAAGAAAUGAAUAGAAAAACUAUGUCUAAAUGCUUUACAGGGAGAAAAAAAAGGGGUUUUUGAGAGACGAAGAAGAAGCAUUUUGAGGAAUUUUGUUUAUGUUGAUACUGUGAAUGUUACUGAGAUGUCUCUUUGUGAGUUGCUAUUUUCCUUUUUUGAUGUAUUUAAAUAUCUAGUAAAGCAAAAGCAUCAGCAUUUUGAAUGAAA